Saccharomyces kudriavzevii IFO 1802 is the source of this 1227-nucleotide messenger RNA. Its product is annotated as TLC domain-containing protein. Gene Ontology annotation, biological process: ceramide biosynthetic process. The transcript has a single exon. NCBI's taxonomy places the organism in Eukaryota, Fungi, Ascomycota, Saccharomycetes, Saccharomycetales, Saccharomycetaceae. Gene Ontology annotation, cellular component: membrane. The record is from RefSeq and is a predicted model, not a curated record. Gene Ontology annotation, molecular function: sphingosine N-acyltransferase activity. The coding region runs from base 1 to 1227 and encodes 408 amino acids.
AUGUCAACGUUAGAGCCUAAAUCAUCGAGCAGUGAUUUGAAAUUGAGGACAAGGCCAAGACGCAGGUCUUCCAUAUGGCGGAUCAAUCUGGGGGAAACCGUGCCUAGUUUUGGAACUAUGUCUGAGACAAAAGAAUCUAAGACAGCUGCUGAGAUACGCAUGCGAAGACUGUCUGAAGCCGCCAAGGGUGACGGCGAUCUCGUCAAGAAAAUUUGGUUUUCAUUUAGAGAGAUAAGUUAUCGUCAUGCUUGGAUAGCUCCCUCGUUAAUCUUAAUUGCGGUGUAUAGUGCUUACUUCGCUUCUGGUAAUACUACAAAGACAAACGUACUACACAGGUUUGUUGCUGUAUCAUAUCAAGUCGGUGACACGAAUGCAUAUGGCAAAGGUAUUAACGAUCUAUGCUUUGUAUUUUACUACAUGAUAUUUUUUACAUUCUUGCGUGAGUUGCUAAUGGAUGUUGUAAUUAGGCCCUUUGCAAUCUGGCUGCAUGUCACUUCUAGGCACAGAAUUGUAAGAAUUAUGGAACAGAUGUAUGCGGUUUUCUAUACUGGUGUUUCCGGACCCUUCGGGAUAUAUUGUAUGUAUCAUUCCGAUGUAUGGUUUUUUGACACAGAAGCCAUGUAUAAAACUUAUCCAGAUUUGACAAAUCCCCUUCUACUCAAAGUCUUUUAUUUAGGCCAAGCUGCGUUCUGGGCUCAACAAGCAUGUAUCCUUGUAUUGCAACUGGAAAAACCAAGGAAAGACCAUAAAGAAUUGAUUUUCCACCAUAUUGUUACUUUACUAUUGAUUUGGUCUUCCUACGUCUUCCACUUCACUAAAAUGGGGCUGCCAGUCUUUAUCACAAUGGACGUUUCAGAUUUUCUUUUUUCGUUAUCCAAGACUUUAAAUUACUUGGAUUCUAAUUUGGCUUCUCCUACCUUUUUCAUCUUCGUCAUGACAUGGAUCUAUUUGCGUCAUUACAUAAAUUUGAGAAUUCUAUGGUCCGUACUAACUCAGUUUCGUACAGAAGGUAAUUAUGUCUUGAAUUUUGCUACUCAGCAAUACAAAUGUUGGAUCUCCCUGCCAAUUGUCUUUGUGUUAAUAGGUGCUUUACAAUUGGUGAAUCUAUAUUGGUUGUUCUUGAUUUUUAGGGUUCUUUUCAGGAUCAUAUGGAAAGGUGUUGCCAAGGAUGACAGGAGUGAUAGCGAAUCGGACGAAGAAAACGAUGGGAGUUUGAAGCAGGCGUGA